AUGCCCGCCAAAACAAGAUAGUCAUUAACAUUAAAGGAGAAAACACAGAGCAAACAUUUGAUGGUGUUAAAACUUAAAACAAAGAUUUGCAAACCAUAAAGUUUGGCAUCCCUCCUCUAAAAUCUAACCCCUAAACAUUUUCCCGCGAUUACAGUUAGCGAUGGCUAUAAAUUGAUAACCCCUUUAAUCUCUCUGCUCUUCACAAAUUAAUCACACCAAAAACCCAAAUUAGAUUAGUUAAGAAUUAAUCUUUAAUCAACCCCACUUCUCCAUCACAAAACAAUUCAUCUUUAUUCUCAAGCAAGCAAAGCAUUUUUUCUCUUCUUAACUCAACAAUCUGUUAAUUUUUUUAAAAAUUAACAGAUUGUUGUCAGAAAAAGCAGCAAUACAAUACAGUUCUCCUGAAAUCCCUUUCAGUUUUCCGCCAUGCCGCCUCAAGAUCCCAUGACUUCGAGAGAGUACGUCGGCCAAAUAUCAUCCUCCUCUUACCCCGACAUAAAACAAGAUGCCGGAGCACAAUUCGUCCUCGAAUCUAAAGGAAAGUGGUGGCACGCCGGGUACCAUCUGACGACGGCGAUAGUGGGGCCGGCAAUACUGACGUUGCCGUACGUGUUCAGGGGAUUAGGGUGGGGUUUAGGCGUCUUCUGUUUAACGGUGAUGGGAUUAGUGACGUUUUACGCUUAUUAUCUGCUGUCACUUGUUCUUGAUUACUGUGAGAAACAAGGUCGCCGUCAUAUUCGCUUCCGUGAACUCGCCGCCGAUGUUCUUGGAUCUGGCUGGAUGUUUUAUUUCGUAGUAUUCAUUCAAACGGCCAUUAACACCGGAAUAAGUAUAGGAGCUAUCCUGUUUGCGGGGCAAUGCCUUCAGAUCAUGUACUCGAGUCUCUCACCACAUGGCUCGUUGCAAUUAUAUCAGUUCGUAGCAAUGGUGACAGUGGUGUUUAUUGUACUCUCUCAGUUCCCAUCCUUUCACUCUCUCCGAUACAUUAACUUGGGUUCUUUGUUUUUGAGUUUGGGAUACACCUUCCUAGUAGUCGGUGCAUGCAUUUAUGCAGCUUCCUCAAAAAAUGCCCCUCCAAAGGACUAUUCAUUGGAAUCUUCAGGGACCGUGAGUGCUUUCAAUGCGUUCAAUUCCAUCUCUAUCAUAGCUGCAAUAUUCGGGAAUGGUAUAUUGCCAGAAAUACAGGCAACUCUGGCUCCACCAGCAACUGGGAAGAUGUUUAAAGGCCUUCUGAUGUGCUACACUGUCAUAUUUAUCACAUUCUAUGCAGUUGCUGUUUCGGGGUAUUAUGUGUUUAGCAACAAAUCUUCUUCUAACAUACUUAAAAACUUCCUGCCUGAUAAUGGUCCUGCUCUGGCUCCAGAAUGGGUUUUAGGACUCGCGGUCAUCUUCAUUCUUCUCCAGCUAUUUGCCAUUGGCCUGGUUUACUCUCAAGUAGCUUUCGAGAUCAUGGAGAAGAAAUCAUCGGAUACAACCCAAGGAAUGUUCUCAAAGAGAAAUUUGGUCCCGAGGAUAAUACUUCGUUCAACAUACAUGGUAGUUUGUGGAUUCGUUGCAGCAAUGUUGCCAUUUUUCGGGGAUAUCAGUAGUGUCAUAGGUGCCAUUGGUUUCAUACCCUUGGACUUCAUUCUUCCUAUGCUUCUCUACAACAUGACCCAUAAACCCUCAAAAACAUCAGCUGUCUAUUUGGUUAAUAUUUCCAUCAUUAUAAUCUUCACCGGUGCUGGACUUUUAGGGGCUGUUUCUUCGUUCAGGAAGUUGAUUCUCGAUGCCAAAGAGUUCAAGCUUUUCAGUAAUGGUGUAUCCGAUUAAUUAGUACUGGAUUUUGAGGUAAUUAAUUAGAGCCAUUUUUUAAGACUAAUUGUUCAUCAGAUAUAUUAACACUUACAAUUGAUUUGUUUCUGAUAUACAGAACUACUCCCUCCAUGUAAAAAGACGGAGGGAGUAGUAUGCACAGUCGAGCAUUUUAGGCUGUAA
Molecule: messenger RNA, 1977 nt
Organism: Spinacia oleracea (spinach)
Lineage: Eukaryota; Viridiplantae; Streptophyta; Magnoliopsida; Caryophyllales; Amaranthaceae
Product: probable GABA transporter 2
Exons: 7
Coding region: 427-1812 (461 amino acids)
Source: RefSeq, a predicted model, not a curated record